This is a messenger RNA of Metarhizium robertsii ARSEF 23, 1047 nucleotides long. RefSeq names its product Peptidase S1/S6, chymotrypsin/Hap. The transcript is spliced from 3 exons. The record is from RefSeq and is a predicted model, not a curated record. Gene Ontology annotation, molecular function: serine-type endopeptidase activity. NCBI's taxonomy places the organism in Eukaryota, Fungi, Ascomycota, Sordariomycetes, Hypocreales, Clavicipitaceae. Gene Ontology annotation, biological process: proteolysis. The coding region runs from base 1 to 1047 and encodes 348 amino acids.
AUGGUACCCAAUAUUGCUAUUGCACUAGCCGCGUUUUCUGUUGUUUCGUCGGCAGCAACAACUAUCGACAAGAGAGUAAUAGGCGGGGAGAAUGCCAAGGACGGCGAGUUUCCAUUCAUCGUUAGUCUUAGCCGAAAGGAGGGUCAAUGCAGUGGCAGUUUGUUGGACAGCACUACGGUUCUUACUGUUGCUCAUUGCCUUGAAGGCCAAUUCACCUCUGUGAGGGCAGGAACGCUGAAUAGACGGAUGGGCGGAGUAACUGCAAAUAUUGCAUCCGCCAUAGAGCACCCUAGUUACAUCAAGGGGCAUGGUGUCCAUGACAUUGCCAUCUUGAAAUUAUCAACUCCAAUCGAGAGGAACGAGACAAUUGGGAUUGACUAUGCGGUACUGCCGGAAAACGGCUCGGAUCCCGCACCAAAUUCCACCGCAAUAACCGCAGGCUGGGGCGUACAAGGCAACGGCGAUCCCGAUCGUAACGGAGCAGUUGACAAACUUGCCAAGGUUGUAAUUCCUGUUCAUCCGCGCCAGGAUUGUAGGUUGCGAUUUCAUCCACCCGAGGCUCAUCCAGACACAAUAUGUGCUGGUGUAAAUGGCAAGGAUGCAUGCCUUGGGGAUAGCGGCGGUCCUCUUAUCGACCAGGAGACGGGACAAUUAAUCGGUCUCGUCUCACGGGGCCAAUGCACCAAGCCUCCCACGGUGUAUACUAGGGUCGGCAGCUACAUCCCUUGGAUUAAAGAUCAUCUUGGGGGGGUUGGCUCUGGUCCUGACCCUAUUUCUCCAACAAGUUCCCUGUUGCCCGAGGGCACGCCUACCCCCGGCCAGAAGCGCCCUUGGAUAGAACCUAUUAAUUAUAGCGUCAUCACCGGCUGUGGCUUCACGGAAAACAGAGAAGAGAAGUGCGGGACUGAGACUUACUGCGGCCUGUUCGACUGGUCGCCUGCAACCGACGGCGCCUUCAAGAACUCCAAGGAGUGCUUCGACGCCCAUGUGCCUAAGCCCAAGGCAGCCAGGGCAUCGUUUCCUCGCACAACUCGACACCAGCAGUAA